AGCGCCGUGCUCCUAAAGGAAAGCAAGUCUCUCGCACUGUCCAAGCGACGAGCUCGAUCUAGUGCGUCAAUCGCGACGAUCGCGCCGCGAGCUAGUGAAUCACGCCGAACGUCGCGACGCGCGGAGCAAAAUCACGGACUUCAAGCAGCUGCUUGGUCGUUUGUCUGGGUGCUGGACUGCUGAUCGCGCACAACGUUGUUGCAGUUGGUCCGGGACGGUUCAAGUCGCGAUCGUUUGGUAGUCGUCGUCGUCGUCGUCGUAAGUCGCAUGCCGGCAGUUCGUACGUGGAGGAAUCGAAAGCAUUUUUCGAGUGUCGAAUAUCUCUAACGGUAAAACUGAAACCCGCGGAUCGCGGUUGGGUGCGUUACAUUAUAACUGUGUCAGUGGUGAUUUCAUUGUUGAAGUGAUAACCUCGAAAAAGGUCUUAUUUAAGGUUAAGGUGCUCGGUUGAGACAACGGGAAAAUUUGGGCAUCAUAAUGGCGCUAGUGUUUGUCGGUGUGGUUUUGGCAAUUGGGGUGUUGAUAUUUUUCUUCAUGAAGUCGUCGAAGGAAAUGCCCAAAAAUAUGUCACAAUUUGUGACGGAGCUUAAGAUGCAGUACAUCGGAUUCGUUGGGAUCGUAGAGGACAUAUUACUGCGUGGUGCCAACAAAGUCACACUCUACAAACAGCCGGGAAAAAUUGCCCUCAUCACCGGAGGAAACCGCGGCAUCGGUUUGCGGAUCGUGAAAAAGCUCGUCGAGUGUGACAUCGAAGUGAUAUUAGGUGUCCGCAACCCGGCCGAGGCGAAAAAAGCGGUCGAGAAAUACCUGGAGCACAGCAAGCUCGGAUCGGUGGCGAAGCUGCACUUCGAGCAGCUGGACAUCGGCAGCAUGAAAUCGGUGCGGGCGUUCGCCGGCAAAGUGCAGUCCAAGUUCGAUAAAAUUCACAUUCUUAUCAACAAUGCCGGCGUCAUGUGCGUUCCAUUCAAGCUCACCGAGGAGGGCUUCGAGUCGCACAUGGCCAUCAACCACUACGGCCAUUUCCUGCUGACGCAUCUGCUGUUGCCGCAGCUUCGCGCUGCCGGAACCCGUGAUUGCCAUGCCCGGAUCGUCAACGUGUCCUCAUGUGUGAACAAAAUCGGCGAGAUGAACUACAGCGAUAUCAAUAUGACCAAAGACUACUACCCCGCGGAGGCGUACAACCAGAGUAAGCUGGCCCAGAUCCUGUUCACCAAACAUAUCAACCUGCAGUUCGAGAUGGACGAGGAACCGAUCCAGUCGCAGUCGCUGCACCCCGGAGUCGUCAAUACCGAUCUGUUUGAGCACUCGAGCACCACCUACGUCCCGUGGGUCCGACAGUUGCUGUUCAAGAACCCCGAGCAGGGAUCCCGCACCGUCGUGUACGCUGCCAUCGCGCCGGAACUGGAGGGCAAGGGCGGAUCCUAUCUGAGCAACUGCCGCGUUGCCUCCUGUCAUCGCUUCUGGAAGAACUCGGUCCAGUGCGACAAGCUGUUCCAAUUCACCUGUGAUACGCUAGGAAUUAAGGACUUUUUCCACAAAGCGAAGUAGAAAGGCAGAGUACAAAUGGUGGGGUCCCAUCCGGUGGGGCGAGCGCGGAGAAGCGAUGCAAUUUAUUCAGUUGUGUGUUUGUUUGCCUGCUUUCUCUUCGUUCUGUAUACAAAACCAACAAACAGUCAGCAAAUAUAGGGAUACAGUCUGUGCUCUUCGAGAUAUUCAGAUUCCAGUUGGACCGAGGAAAAUAGGACCAUGUUAGUGUAGAAUCAAUGCAAGUAUAAUAAAAAGCAAAAGCGGAGAGUAAGACGACUAAUGGACUUUCUCCAGUUUCCGUCCAACCUCAAGUUUAGCGAGCGCUCCGUUCCGUCAUCAACUCAAUACCCACUUCACA
This is a messenger RNA of Armigeres subalbatus, 1885 nucleotides long. RefSeq names its product dehydrogenase/reductase SDR family member on chromosome X. The coding region runs from base 478 to 1548 and encodes 356 amino acids. The transcript is spliced from 6 exons. NCBI's taxonomy places the organism in Eukaryota, Metazoa, Arthropoda, Insecta, Diptera, Culicidae. The record is from RefSeq and is a predicted model, not a curated record.